UCCUGCCUUUGUGAUUGCAUUCCAUCGCCUACACUCUCUUAUCAAAACGUUUGUUUAAUAAAUGUAAUUCGUUUUGAGUUCUAGACGGAUAUUUUCUUCACACCUCAUGAUUUUGUAGCCUCUACUUGUGAGAGGGUAAACGUUACUCACACUGGCAUAAUUUCCAGAGGACUGUUUUUACUGAUACGCAGGAAGAAAAGUUUUGUGUAGCUCGAGAGCUAACGUUUGUGUUUAGUUACCUUUAUUUCAUCAAACACAUGAAUUAAUUGUAACGUAAGGAGUUUAAUGUAUGAGUUUAUUGAAUGAAUAUUAGUUUAUCGUAAAUGUUGUCAAUCGUGUUGUGUCAUUAACUUACUGAACGUAACUAGAGUUCAAGGCACAGCCAGUAACGCUAACUGCUGAGGUUGCGACAGGAGCAGAUAGCGAGCUAACUACCAGUCAUGGCAGACUCGAGCAACAACCACCCGAAGACCCUCAAUUUUAAUGUGGGGGUACUUGGGCAUGUCGACAGCGGGAAGACGUCGCUUGCCAGGGCGCUCAGCAGCACAGCGUCCACGGCUGCCUUUGACAAGAACCCCCAGUCUCGAGAGAGAGGCAUCACCCUGGAUCUCGGCUUCUCCUCCUUCAACGUGGACCUCCCCGAGCAGCUGCGGGAGGACUCCGGGGGACACGGCUUCGAGAACCUGCAGUUCACGCUGGUGGACUGUCCUGGACACGCGUCCCUCAUUCGCACCAUCAUUGGGGGGGCUCAAAUCAUAGACUUGAUGAUGCUGGUGGUAGACGUGGUGAAGGGGAUCCAGACCCAGACAGCAGAGUGUCUGCUGAUAGGAGAGCUGACCUGCCCCCGCAUGGUGGUCAUUCUCAACAAGACUGACCUGCUGCCGCCCAACAAGAGACAGACCGCCAUCGACAAGAUGACCAAGAGACUGCACAAGACACUGGAGAACACCAGAUUUAAAGACUGUCCUGUGAUUGCCUUGUCAGCAAAGCCUGGGGGUCCUGAGGCCCCUGAAACAGAGGAGCCCCAUGGAGUGCCUGAGUUAAUAGAGUUGUUGAAGAGCCAGACGUACCUCCCUCACAGAGAUCCGGGGGGAGCUCUGCUGAUGGCAGUGGACCACUGCUUCUCCAUCCGUGGUCAGGGCACAGUCAUGACCGGAACCAUCCUACAGGGGGCGCUGGCUGUCAAUGACACUGUGGAGAUCCCUGCGCUCAAGGUGACCAAGAAAGUGAAGUCAGUUCAGAUGUUCCGGCGGCCGGUGGCCGGGGCCAUGCAGGGUGACCGGGUGGGCGUGUGUGUGACCCAGUUUGACCCUAAACUGCUUGAACGGGGGGUGGUGUGUACCCCUGGUUCCCUACACACCCUCCACGCAGCCAUCAUCUCUGUCAGAAAGAUUGGCUACUUCAAGGGCUCCCUGGCCACCCGUGCCAAGUUCCACAUCACCGUGGGACAUGAGACUGUCAUGGCCAGGGUCACCUUCUUCGGUCUGCCCCCUGGAGAGACCCACCAGACCUCCACCACGGACCCCCAGCUACCCACCUCAGACCCCCACGCCUCUGAGCCAGACCUUAGACCCCUGGACACACCCUUCUCUUUUGACCGGGAGUACUUCCACCAGGAUGAGUAUGUGAUUGGCCAACGGGAGGCCGGCGGGGCGGGACAAGACCCGGAGCAGUGGGCGCUGCUGGAGUUUGAGCAUCCGGUCACAUGUCCCACUCUCUGCCUGGUGAUUGGCUCCAAGCUGGAUACAGACAUUCACGCCAACGUGUGCCGACUGGCGUUCCAGGGGCGUCUGCUGGAGGGUUUUGAGGAGAAGAGCUACUCUGAGACUACACUACUCAGACUACGUAUCUACAAGACCAAACACAAGGAGGGACAGGUGGAGAGGGUGACAGACGACUACACUGUGAUUGGCCGAAAUCUCUUCAAGAAGGAGACCAACCUGCAGUUGUUUGUGGGGUUAAAGGUCACGCUGUCGACCGGCGAGGAGGGGGUCAUCGAGGGCGGCUUCGGACAGAGUGGGAAGUUUAAGAUCCGGGUGCCAGAGGGUCUCAGUCUAGAGACUAAGCAGCUCCUCUCCUCCUCUGCCAAGAAGAGAGUUAAGGGUGGUGCUAAGGGGGAACCAGCCAAAGAGGAUGAUGCCAAGACAGACUCUCAGCCAAUCUGCAUCAACCUCCGAUUCAAGAGAUACGUCUUUGACCCCCACAAGAAGAUGGUUCAGAGCUGACCUCUGCAGCAGCUAUAGGAUGAUACUUGUGAUGUCGUGUAAAAAAAAAAAAAGUUGCUUAAAAGCUGAUCUCCGUUCAUGGGGAAAGUAUUGCUCAAUAUAUUUUCAAUGCAUUUUUCUGCGAUCGUCGCAGCCGUCUAAGGCACUGCAUCUCAGUGCAAGAAGCAUCCGGACGUGAUUGGGAGUCCCAUCGGGCGGCUCACAAUUGGCCCAGCGUCGUCAGAAUUUGGCCGGGGUAGGCUGUCAUUGUAAAUAAGAAUUAGUUCUUAACUGACUUGCCUAGUUAAAUAAAGGUUCAAUUUUAAAAAAUAAAUAAAAAUGUAAACAAAAAA
Molecule: messenger RNA, 2557 nt
Organism: Oncorhynchus keta (chum salmon)
Lineage: Eukaryota; Metazoa; Chordata; Actinopteri; Salmoniformes; Salmonidae
Gene: eefsec
Product: eukaryotic elongation factor, selenocysteine-tRNA-specific
Exons: 7
Coding region: 441-2225 (594 amino acids)
Biological process (GO): selenocysteine incorporation
Molecular function (GO): GTP binding; translation elongation factor activity; GTPase activity
Source: RefSeq, a predicted model, not a curated record